GUUAGAUAGGGGGGCGACCUGUAAGUAUAGAUAGUUGUCUUCUGUUGUUGGUGGGUGCACUAUGUACUGAGCACGGAGACUAGAGUUGGAGGAAUCCCGGAUGGAGGGUUAGAAUCACACAACAACAGACCCAUUACACCGAGGGAACUGUACGGGAAGGUGUCGAGGAGACGAGCCACUCGUUGGACAGAAGAAAGGGAUUGUCGGGGAGGAAAGAGUACACCUACGGUCGCUACGAACAAGUGACCACAGUCAACAGCAGAUCUCCCAAGAUGGCGUCCUGUGCAGGUGACUGCGCAUGCGUGGAUCGAGACCUCCUGGUCGUCAAGGCGAUCUUCUUCCUGUUUUAUUCUGGUACGUCAUGUAUCUACCCAUACCUCACCGUGUACAUGCAACAGCAGGGACUGCUUGCGUCUCAGAUCGGCGUCAUUAAGUCUGGCGGGAAAUUCAUAUCCGUUUUUAUCAGGCCAGCCCUCGGCAGCAUUGCAGACAUAACUGGAAGGGCAAAAACUGUAGCUGUGUUGACGGUAGGAGUGGCUUCCGCUCUGCUCUUCUCAGUGUUGUUCAUCCCGCCAGUACCCGCCCGGGAGCAGAGACACUUAGCGGAAGCGAACAGAAGCGACACAGGCGACACACAGUCUUGGUUCUCCCUCACCUUCUGGCUAUUCUUUUGGAUUCUGUUCGUCUCUCACGGCGUGCUGUGGGGCUCUGUUUUCCAGGUGGAGGCAGCAACGUAUCAAAUCAUCAAGAAAAACCAAAGAGGUGAAUUUGGACGACAGCGGCUAUUUGGAUCCGUGGGAUACGCGCUUUUUGGUUUCCUGUCUGGCGUCGCCAUGGAUUUGUACACCCAUCAGACGAGACCAGCGAACCCUGGGAACGGUACGAGUCCACACAUCCCUGGGAAGGAGAUUGACUAUUCUGUGGCGUUCUACAUGUUCCUGGCCUUCAUGGUUUUAUCUGUGGUUUGUUUACUGGCGUUAACAGACUGGAGCCCCGCCCGUAAGGGGCAGUCCAAAGGAUUCCUGAAAAACUUGGGCAGACUGCUGUCUCAACAUCAUCUCAUCAUUGUCCUGUUUGCCGUUCUUCUCCUCGGUGCCUGUGACGGCGCGAGCGGUACCUUCCUGUUCCUCCAUCUGAAGAACCUGGGUGCCAGCCAGACUGUCCUUGGUACAUACCUGUUCGUCAAGAAAGCGGCGGAAAUACCGAUCUACGUCAUUUCCGGCUGGAUCAUCAAGAAGCUCGGACACGAGGUGGUGAUAGGAGGCGGUUUUAUAGUCUACGGUCUCAGGUUUUUACUCUACUCGUUUGUGAGCAAUCCGUGGUGGGCAGUAGCGAUAGACACACUCAACAGCUACCAAGCGGUGACGACAGUAGCCAUCACACAAUAUGCCAGCAUCUCUGCCGGGGAUGAGCUACAGACAGUCGCUCAAGCGAUUGUGGCGACAACGUUCUUCUCAAUUGGUGAGCUUUUUAUUCUAUUUCCGUCAUUGAAGUACCUUCGUGAAAACGGAGUCAUUAUAAUCAGUUGGCGUUUUUGUUCGCAAAUGAUUGUAUCUACAGGGGAUCCUCUGGGGGACCUGAUCGGCGGCCAAGUAUUUGACCUGUACGGCGCCGUGGUGCUGUUCAGGGCCUUCGCUGUGUCCUGUCUGAUCGGAUGCCUCCUGUUCUACCUGCUGUACGUGUGCAAUGGGAAGAAAGAGAAGUCCACAGAAGGAGACUUGCAUCCCGUGGAAGGAAACGACACGAAAGAUAGUUUAGCGCCAAGCGGUGAGGAUGUGACCAAGAUGGCGGCCCUGGAACCGGGCGCGUUCCUCAGGGGAGGGAGUCUGAGCAACAGAGCUGGGGAAAACAUCGGCCACAUCAGCCUGGUCAGGCCACAGGAUCAGUCGGAAUGAAUGAAUGAAGGCUCUUCAUUGAUCGACAGUCAAUACAACAAUACUAGUCUAUUCUAAUGUCUAUGGCUACAGGCACGUCGACGCAAAUGUCUAGAUCUAUGGCUACAGGCACGUCGACGCAAAUGUCUAUGGCUACAGGCACGUGGACGCAAAUGUCUAUGGCUACAGGCACGUGUCUAUGGCUACAGGCACGUGUCUAUGGUUACAGGCACUUGUCUGACUACAGGCAAAUGUCUGACUACAGGCACGUGGACGCAAAUGGUCUAUGGACAGAAGAUACAAGUUUUCGUCUGUUGCAAUACAACCUCUCUUAUACUUCUCCAUUCUCUCUCUCUUUCUCUAUGGACACUACGCUAGGUAUUUCUAUUUUCAAGAUCCUUUUGUUUUAGAUAUUG
Molecule: messenger RNA, 2290 nt
Organism: Branchiostoma floridae (Florida lancelet)
Lineage: Eukaryota; Metazoa; Chordata; Leptocardii; Amphioxiformes; Branchiostomatidae
Exons: 7
Coding region: 273-1895 (540 amino acids)
Cellular component (GO): membrane
Source: RefSeq, a predicted model, not a curated record